AUGAAAGAAGUUUUUAUUCAAAACUCGUGGUACAAAGCUGAAGACGAUUGCCUUGAAUGGGGAGGUCAUCUGGCAUCGAUCUCAGAUCUCGAGGAAAACGAGUUUGUUCGAGGUCUUCUACGAGGUGAUAGUGCGUGGAUUGGUGUGAACGACGUGCACAGGGAGAACACAUUUGUGAAUUCCGAUCGCAGUCCGCUGGUCUUUAAACACUUCAAGAAAGGUCAACCGGACAAUAGCGGUCAUGACGAGAACUGUGUGGAAAUGCUGUCAAAUGGUGAAUGGACGGACGCAUUCUGCUUGGUUACCAGGCCAUUUGUGUGCAAACGAUGA
Molecule: messenger RNA, 330 nt
Organism: Cooperia oncophora
Lineage: Eukaryota; Metazoa; Nematoda; Chromadorea; Rhabditida; Trichostrongylidae
Source: the annotation of a GenBank genome assembly